Molecule: messenger RNA, 2133 nt
Organism: Orbicella faveolata
Lineage: Eukaryota; Metazoa; Cnidaria; Anthozoa; Scleractinia; Merulinidae
Product: pyruvate dehydrogenase E1 component subunit alpha, mitochondrial-like
Biological process (GO): pyruvate decarboxylation to acetyl-CoA
Cellular component (GO): intracellular membrane-bounded organelle
Molecular function (GO): pyruvate dehydrogenase (acetyl-transferring) activity
Source: RefSeq, a predicted model, not a curated record
CACCGGUAAUGGGGAGAGGGGUGGGUGUCACGGCUACGGCACGGUGUAGUAUUUGCUCUUUUCUAAUUCUGCAGCUACAGCAACCUCGGAGACCCAGAUCCAUCGUUCACUCCACUUUCUUCUGAACAUGUUUAAAUUCCUCCUGACUCUGCCCCUGAGUCUCCGAGAGAACAUAUACCUCUUCAUCACCCCUGACACUCCCACCCUUCCCUGUGCGCAAAGAUUACUCGAAGGAAAUCUGGGACAGAGUUUGUCCAGUGCUUUUGUUCGAAAGUCUCGUUUGGACACGAUUAUCUUUAUAUUUUGGUUGUAUUUCAGCCGAGAAACCUCGAAAUAUCAUGCUAAGGAAAGGAUUAGUAUCAUUACGAGCAACGUCCUCGCUAAAGAAACCGUUUGUAGGAUGGCUUGUUAGCAACAGAGGAUUUGCAGGACAAGUGAAUGAAGCAGAGUUCGAAUUAGCAGAUUGUCCAAUUCACCGACUAGACAGCGGACCACCCAAAAAAGCCAUUCUGACCAGAGAAGAUGGCCUUAGUUAUUACAGAACAAUGCAGGUGAUACGAAGAAUGGAGACAGCUGCAAGCACUCUGUACAAAUCAAAGGUUAUCAGAGGCUUCUGUCAUUUGUAUUCAGGACAGGAAGCAUGCUGCAUUGGAAUGCAGGCUGCGAUCAAUAUGGAUGACAGCAUCAUAACGGCAUAUCGUUGCCAUGGCUGGACCUACAUUAGAGGAGUCUCAGUCAAAGAGAUCCUUUGUGAAUUAGCAGGUCGCAAGACUGGCUGUUCUAAGGGUAAGGGAGGUUCUAUGCACAUGUAUGGCCAUGAAUAUUAUGGCGGAAAUGGAAUUGUUGGAGCUCAGGUUCCAUUAGGUGCAGGAAUCGCCCUUGCUCACCAAUACAGAGGCAAUGGACAAAUAUCUGUUACCCUUUAUGGGGAUGGAGCCGCUAACCAAGGGCAGGUGUUUGAAACCUACAAUAUGGCCAAAUUGUGGAAUCUUCCAUGCAUCUUUGUGUGUGAGAAUAACGGAUAUGGUAUGGGUACAUCUGUUGAACGAGCUGCCGCCACUACUGAAUACCACACGAGAGGAGAUUACAUUCCUGGAAUCAAAGUUGAUGGCAUGGAUAUCCUAACAGUGAGAGAAGCAACUAAAUUUGCCGCAGAUUAUACCAGAUCAGGAAAGGGCCCAAUUUUGAUGGAGCUGGCUACAUACCGUUAUUAUGGGCACAGCAUGAGUGACCCUGGUACAAGCUACCGGUCACGUGAUGAGGUGCAGUCCGUGCGUAAGACACGUGAUCCAAUCUUAGGUUUAAGAGAAAAACUGCUGGAUUCAGGGCUUGCAGACACUGAGGACAUCAAGCGUAUCGAACAAGAAGCCAAACAAGAGAUCGAAGAGGCUGUGAAGGCAGCGGAGGCCGAUCCCGACCCUACCCUGGACGAUCUGUACCUGGACUUGUACGCGGAUGAUAACAUGGAGGGUCACGUGGUCCGUGGCUGUGAUAACUGGUCUAGGCACGCUACCAAUUAGAUGGUAUCUUUUUAAAAACUCCAUACGGGCGAAGAUCCUGGAAAUAACGAAUUUCAGCUCGGAUUUUUCAGUAGCUAUCGUCUUUUAUAAAUUAUCUGAGUUUUGUCCAGAGGGGAUCCGAAAUCAUGUAAUUUUAUUGGUUGAAAAAGGUAUAUCAAAACUCGCUUAUAACAGAGCUGGCUUCGAUCCAACCAGGAAAAUAUAAACAACUCAGUUUUGUUUUGUGAAGACCCGAUAACAACAUGGAAGCCUUUUUUGUUAGUUUAUAGCAGUAGACAAAACAAAAGACAGAACAAGGAAUGUGAGUAAUCUGGUGUUUUGAAUCGAACCUUUCACUUUCUAAGCGACUGCCCUGGACUUUGGUCAAAACUACAUUCCGCACAAAGUGAAUAAGGCUAUUGUAGCUCCGAGUACUUGUAACUGUAGCGUGUUUAUAUACUGUGAAGGCGCAUAUACGAGUGACAGCGCGAUGUCGUUCAUCGCGUCUUAUCUGGGGCUUGUUUAUAACGGGUAAUCGGCGAUCACCAUGUACUGAUAAUAACAGAGACGUACUACCCAAUAGAAACUGACAUAAAUUAGUGUGUUUAUUAUCAAGAAAUGAUAUUUAUUCGUU